Bombina bombina (fire-bellied toad) is the source of this 4373-nucleotide messenger RNA. RefSeq names its product E3 ubiquitin/ISG15 ligase TRIM25-like. The transcript has a single exon. Bases 3 to 1571 code for a protein of 522 amino acids. NCBI's taxonomy places the organism in Eukaryota, Metazoa, Chordata, Amphibia, Anura, Bombinatoridae. The record is from RefSeq and is a predicted model, not a curated record. Gene Ontology annotation, molecular function: protein binding; zinc ion binding.
ACAUGGCGUGUGCUGAUCUGAGAGAGGAGCUAACUUGCUCUGUCUGCCUGAGCAUUUACACAGAUCCUGUAACUCUCAUCUGUGGCCAUAACUUCUGCCUGGGCUGUAUUAACAGAACAUGGGACCACCAGGAUGAGGGGGAGUAUUCCUGUCCUGAAUGUCUACACAGGUUUAGGAGGAGACCUGAACUCAACAGGAACCUGAGGCUGCGUAAUAUAGCAGAGACUUUCCAACCUACUGAGCCUGUAGACAAGACUGGGAUCUUGUGCACUAACUGUACUCAGCCUGCUGCUAAAUCCUGUCUGCUGUGUGAGGCUUCUCUGUGUGAUACCCACCUGAGGUCACACAGCAAGUCUGAGGAACACGUCUUAACUGAACCCACCACUUCCUGGGGUAACAGAAAACACACCAAAUACAAGGAGCUGCUGAAAUAUUACUGCACUGAGGAUGCUGCCUGUAUCUGUGUGUCCUGCUCCCUGGCCGGAGAGCACAGGGGACACCAGGUGGAGCUGCUGAAUGAGGCUUCUGAGAGGAAAAAGAAAUGGAGAGAUGUUCUGCAGAAUCUGACCACAAAGAGAGAGAAGACUGAGAAAAGAGUCCAGAGUCUGCAGGAGUACAGGAGUGGGAUGGGAGAGAAAGCAGCUGGUGUAGCAGAGCAACACACUGCCCUGAUUAUGGACAUCAGGAAACAGCUGGAAGACCUAGAGAAGCGAGUCCUGAGUGAGAUCACCCGGCAGCAGGAGCAGGUUUUACUCACAGUCUCUAAUCAGAUCCAGCAGCUGGAAAAAGAGAAGGACGAGCUGACCAGGAAGAUGAGUCACAUUGAGGAUCUGUGCAACAUGACUGACCCAUUAACUGUCCUACAAGAACAGGAAUCACAUAGAGAUGACUUUUGUGGUGCUGAGAAGGGAGAUAAUGAGGUCACACAGAGAGGUGAUACACAGGUGACUGUGCAGGAUUUGGAUGAGGAUCUGAUGUCAGUGACAUUAUACACAGGUUUAGCUGAUAUUGUGACUGAUGUAAAGAGAAAGAUCUAUAUGCAGGUGACAUCAGACAUAUUACUGGAUAUAAACACAGCUAAUAAUAAUGUUAUUGUAUCAGAUGACCUGAAAUCUGUAUCCUUCUCACGUAUAAACCAUCAGCGAACAGACACACCUGAGAGAUUUACAUAUUUUCCUCAGGUAUUAAGCAGCACAACCUUUUCUUCAGGACGCCAUUACUGGGAAGUGGAGACCAGUGAAUUGGGGCACUACAGAAUAGGGAUGUGGAGCAGUAGUCUGAGGAGGAAAGGAGAUGAGUCUGCGAUAGGAGACAAUAACAAGUCCUGGUGUUUGUACAAAUGGGCGACGAGAAUCCUUUCAGUGGUACAUGACUCAGUACGUACUGAUUUGCUUCACCGUCUAUCAUGUGACAGAUUAGGAAUACUGCUGGACUAUGAGGCUGGGCGUCUGUCCUUUUAUGAGCUAUGCGUCCCGAUCAGACACUUAUACACCUUCACUGCCACCUUCACUGAGCCUCUUCAUGCUGCAUUUUAUGUAUAUAAAGAGGCCUGGGUGAGAAUCAAGUCCUAGAAAUACUGAUCACUGCUGAACACAGAGAAAUAAAAUAAAUAAUAUACUGUAUGCUCUGGGGUAUAAUCAGAGCCAGAUUUCACAUUAGGUAAACUAGGCAUCUGUCUAGAGGCAUGUGACUUGCAUGGGAUAUUUAUUCACAACACAAAAUGAGCAUGAUUGACACAGCUGGGCACCCCAAACACCAGUGGCGGCUGGUGAAUUUUAAAGAUGGUGGGGUUCUAGACCCCACCCCUUUAAAUAAAGCCAUGCCCCAUGCAUACAUACAUACUACAUACACAUUACACAAACAUACAUACAUAUUACACACACAUACAUACAGACUACAUACAUACAUACUACAUACAUACAUACUACAUACACAUUACACAAACAUACAUACAUAUUACACACACAUACAUACAGACUACAUACAUACAUACUACAUACACAUUACACAAACAUACAUACAUAUUACACACACACAUACAUACAAACUACAUACAUACAUACAUACUACAUACACAUUACACAAACAUACAUACAUAUUACACAAACAUACAUACAUAUAUACUACACACACAUGCACACAGACUGCAUACAUACAUAGAUACUACAUACACAUUACACAAACAUACAUACACACUGCACACACAUACACACAGACUACAUACAUACACACACACACAUACACACACACACACACACACACACAGACUGCAUCCAUACAUACAUACAUACUACAUACACAUUACACAAACAUACAUACAUAUUACACACACAUACAUACAGACUACAUACAUACAUACUACAUACACAUUACACAAACAUACAUACAUAUUACACACACAUACAUACAGACUACAUACAUACAUACUACAUACACAUUACACAAACAUACAUACAUAUUACACAAACAUACAUACAUAUAUACUACACACACAUGCACACAGACUGCAUACAUACAUAGAUACUACAUACACAUUACACAAACAUACAUACACACUGCACACACAUACACACAGACUACAUACAUACACACACACACAUACACACACACACACAGACUGCAUCCAUACAUACAUACAUACUACAUACACAUUACACAAACAUACAUACAUAUUACACAAACAUACAUACACACUAUACACACAAACUGCAUACAUACAUAAACAAUAUACAAACAUACAUACACACUACACACACAUACACACAAACUGCAUACAUACAUGCAUACAUACUACAUAAACAAUACACAAACAUACAUACACAUUACACAAACAUACAUACACACUAUACACACAUACACACAGACUGUAUAUAUUACACAUUACAGAAACCUACAUACAUACUACCCAAAGAGACUGCAUACAUACAUACUACAUACACAUUACACAAACAUACACACUACACACACAUAUACAAACUAAAUACAUACUACAUACACAUUACACAAACAUACAUACACACUAUACAUGCAAACUGCAUACAUACUACAUAAACAUUACACAAACAUACAUACACACUACACACACAUACUCACAGACUGUAUACAUUACACAUUACAGAAAUCUACAUGCAUACUACCCAAAGAGACUGCAUACAUACAUACUACAUACACAUUACACAAACAUACACACUACACACACAUAUACAAACUAAAUACAUACAUACUAGAUACACAUUACACAAACAUACAUACACACUACACACACACAUAUACACAAACUACAUACAUACAUACUACAUACAAAUUACACAAACAUACAUUCAUACUACACACACAUACACAGAGACUGCAUACAUAUAUACUACAUACACAUUACACAAACAUACAUACACACUACACACACAUACACACAGACUGCAUACAUACAUAUUACACAAACAUACAUAUAUACACACACAUACACACAGACUGCAUACAUAUAUAUUACAUACACACUACACAAACAUACAUACACACACACACAUACACACAGACUGCAUACAUAUAUAUUACAUACACACUACACAAACAUACAUACACACACACAUAUACACACAGACUACAUACAUACAUACAUACAUAUUACACAUUACACAAAUAUACAUACAUACACACACAUAUACACAGAAUACACACAUACAUACAUACACAUUACACAAACAUACAUACAUACAGACUGCAUACAUACAAAAUACACACACAUUACACAAAUAUACAUACAUACACACACAUAUACACAGAAUACAUACAUACAUACACAUUACACAAAUAUACAUACAUACACACACAUAUACACAGAAUACAUACAUACAUACACAUUACACAAAUAUACAUACAUACACACACAUAUACACAGAAUACAUACAUACAUACAUACACAUUACACAAAUAUACAUACAUACACACACAUAUACACAGAAUACAUACAUACAUACAUACACAUUACACAAAUAUACAUACAUACACACACAUAUACACAAAUAUACAUACAUACAGACUGCAUACAUACAAAAUACACACACAUUACACAAAUAUACAUACAUACACACACAUAUACACAGAAUACACAAAUGCACACUACACAAAUGUACAUACACACUGCACACACAGACUUUAGAAGGAAUAUUUUUUUGAAAUUAAUCUCCCAAUGGGUUGCCAGACCAUACAGCACUUGCUUUAACCCCUUAGCUACCAAUGCAUUGUGACCUCAAUUGCUGUCAAGGUAUUACAUGUUACAAGGAAGAUUUGAAAAUGCCCUCUGAAACCUGGCUUAGAUGUUAUUUAUAACACAAUCAUUCAUUUAUUUGCUGUAACUUUAAAGUAUAUGACAAAGA